Molecule: messenger RNA, 2916 nt
Organism: Ricinus communis (castor bean)
Lineage: Eukaryota; Viridiplantae; Streptophyta; Magnoliopsida; Malpighiales; Euphorbiaceae
Product: alpha-amylase
Exons: 5
Coding region: 1359-2627 (422 amino acids)
Biological process (GO): carbohydrate metabolic process
Molecular function (GO): alpha-amylase activity; calcium ion binding
Source: RefSeq, a predicted model, not a curated record
GGCGUUUUCUUGGUCUUGGCCUUGUGUGCUCCCCUAUAUUUGAAAGGCUACAGCAUGAAUUGCUGCUGCUUCGAUUUUGUUAUUCUGCAGCAAGUCUGGUUGGUUGUGUAAUUCCGCUCCAAAAUUAUCUGCAGAUUCCAGAUUGUUUGGCAGGAUGCGUCUGUUCGAUCAGCUUUUAAUGGACAGCUGUGCCUGGUGGUCCAGGUAUCCAGUCUAAUUAAUGUACACAAACAAUCUGACAACUGCAUUUAAACAUUUAACCGGCGUACCAAACUCCACAAAUUGAUUAUGGCUGAGGGGGGCAAUGCUCUUUAUUAUGUACCUAUCCUUUCAAAUUUUCACCAAUCUCUUUAUCAUGGAUAAGCCACUAUGGUAAUUGAUUUGCUCGCAUCCAUAUUUCAGUAGUAAUCAGUGGGAUUCUGUAAUUUGAACUGGCCGAAAACCCAAAGGCCAAGCUGUCUGGGUAAGGCGGAAUACUUGAUUUGUUUUUUUUUCUUUUUCCAUUUUGACAAACGUAAAACCUUAUAAUAUUUAGUGGGACGAACAGUAGACAAUGAAGGUUGCCUAUCAUUAAGACUUGGGCUUUAUAACAGGUAAAGUGCUUGUCAGUUUCGUUUAUGAUCUCUUAGUUCUUGAUAUAUGACUGAAGCACGAAACUAAACCAACAAAAUGGAAAAGAAACAAAUGAGAAGGAUGUGCCUUCCUAGCUAUUCCUUCUUCUCAUAUUUCCGGCUCCAUCUUCCUAAACUUUUUUUUUCCUAGCAUUUUUGAGCUUUUUCUUUUUCAAGCUGCAAAUCAUGGUGCUGGCCUGGCAUCACCUAUCCAAAAUCUGUGUCCAAUUACCCUAAACUUGUAAUAGAUACUUUAUUAUGCCACCAUUGGAAAAUGUAAUAAAAAAAGUGCACUAGCAGCUCAUAUCUUCCAGUAGAAUUCUUGCAAUUUGCGGGUUUGCGAACGGGGUCUACAGUGUGAAGGGAGAAGGAUCGAUAUGAAGGCGCAAAUCUGAAAGUUUGACCCCUUUCUCUGUUUUAUGUAAAGGACUGCCACACAUCGUGGCUUUGACAGUGGUAAUGAUAGAAUAAUAGUGCUAUGGAAGAUGGCCUGAACACCCUAACAUGGGACAGAAAAAGGAAGUCAAUUAUAAAGACUGACUUAUCAUUUAGACUAAUAUCCCAAAGUCCAAAAAGCUACGGCAACAAGCAACUUAUUGCUUAUAUGCAAUAUUUCUUUAGUGCAAUAGUUUCUCCAAUCAUUCAUGCCUUAAACGCGUUUACAAAUCAACACAAAAUUGCCAAAGACGCCCUAUAAAAUGGUCUACCUCUGACAUUAACCCAAGAUAGAUAAACAAAGGAAACAGAAUGACAUUUCUAUCUUGGUUCUACUUACUCUCAAUCUUCCCUCUGUACACAUCUGCAGCAGUAUUAUUUCAGGGGUUCAAUUGGGAAUCAUGCAACAAGGAAGGGGGAUGGUACAACUCACUCAAGAAUUUCGUUCCUGAUAUUGCUAGUGCAGGAAUUACUCAUGUCUGGCUUCCUCCGUCUUCUCAGUCAGUUGCACCUCAAGGAUAUAUGCCAGGAAGACUGUAUGAUCUGAGUGUAUCAAAAUACGGUAACCAAGAUGAAUUGAAAUCACUAAUUCAGGCUCUCCAUCAGAAAGGAAUCAAAUGCCUGGCCGACAUAGUGAUAAAUCAUAGAACUGCUGAGAAACAAGAUGAGAGAGGAAUAUGGUGCAUCUUUGAAGGCGGAACUGCUGAUGAUCGCCUUGACUGGGGACCAUCCUUCAUUUGUAGAGAUGACACUGCCUAUUCUGAUGGCAAAGGAAAUCCUGAUACAGGAGGUGACUUUGAACCUGCACCCGACAUUGACCAUCUCAAUCCAAGAGUUCAGCAAGAACUCUCAGAUUGGAUGAACUGGCUUAAGUCUGAAAUUGGAUUUGAUGGAUGGCGAUUCGAUUAUGUAAAAGGCUAUGCUCCAAGUAUUACUAAAAUUUAUAUGGGAAAAACUACACCAGAUUUUGCUGUUGGCGAGAAAUGGGAUUCCCUUUCUUAUGGGCAGGAUAGAAAACCUGAUUAUAACCAGGAUGGACACCGUAAUGCACUAAAAGAUUGGAUUCAAGCUGCUGGUGGUGUUAUCACAGCAUUUGAUUUUACAACAAAAGGGAUUCUUCAAGCUGCUGUGCAAGGAGAGUUGUGGAGGUUGAAAGAUUCAAAUGGAAAUCCACCAGGGUUGAUUGGCACAAUGCCUCAAAAUGCAGUGACUUUUAUUGACAAUCAUGAUACAGGUUCUACUCAACAACUUUGGCCAUUCCCGUCAGAUAAAGUCAUGCAGGGAUAUGCUUAUAUUCUUACUCAUCCUGGAAUUCCAUCCAUAUUUUAUGAUCAUUUCUUUGAUUGGGGGCUGAAGGAACCAAUUAGUAGAUUGGCCUCAAUCCGGAAGAGCUAUGGGAUCGACUCGAAAAGUAGGGUGAAAAUUGUGGCCGCUGAAUCUGAUCUGUACAUGGCAGCAAUUAAUGAUAAUGUGAUAAUGAAGAUUGGGCCAAAGAUGGAUCUCGGGAACCUACUUCCUUCCAAGGAAUUCCAGGUUGCUACAUCUGGAGAGAGCUAUGCUGUGUGGGUGAAAAAGGUAUAAAAUGCCUAGAAGAAUAGUUUCUUGAAUAAGGAGUAAUAAGGAGUGAACGCCAAUUAUAGCUUACUCAUCAUCAUCGUCAUCAUGUAUCUCUAAAUUUUUAUUUUUAUUUUAUUAUUUUCUCUUAAGUCAAAGAUGAAGAGAUGUCAAGGGCACAAGCGCCACAAUUAGCUCAUUCUCACUAGAGGAUUCAAAGCUUUUAUACAUUCAGGAAUCACUUUUUAUGUGGCAGUAGCAGCAACUAAAUAAUGGAUGAUAAAACGAUGAGCAAAUCCUUUUGUAGCUCAACUAA